Messenger RNA from Hyposmocoma kahamanoa, 3139 nucleotides. RefSeq names its product phosphorylated CTD-interacting factor 1 (gene Pcif1). The coding region runs from base 309 to 2420 and encodes 703 amino acids. Lineage: Eukaryota; Metazoa; Arthropoda; Insecta; Lepidoptera; Cosmopterigidae. Gene Ontology annotation, cellular component: nucleus. Gene Ontology annotation, molecular function: RNA polymerase II C-terminal domain binding; mRNA (2'-O-methyladenosine-N6-)-methyltransferase activity. The transcript has 7 exons. The record is from RefSeq and is a predicted model, not a curated record.
UUGAAUAAUUAUACACACGAUAUUGUGUUUUCUUAUUAUUUUUAUAACAGUUUUCUUAUAUAUUUCGUAUAUUUGUACGUGGAAAAAUCAUUUGAGAUGUAUUAUCAUGUGUUUCUUACAAGAUAACUCCUGGUAUUCGAUUAAAUUUAUUGGCGGUAACAAUUUUGUGAUUGUUAAUAAAAAUUGUUUUGAUGCUUAUAGGAACCUUAUAGGAGAUUAAAAAACCAUCGGCAUUUAUGUAAAAAUCUCUUGUUCUUAAAUUUCGAGGAUAAUUUUAACCUAUUCCGUUCGUGUAAAUAAGCGCCAACAUGAACGAGGUUCGUGACAAAGUUGUUGCCGGAUCUUCUACUUGGGAGAGCGGGACGAUGCAUAGCGACUCCUCGCCUGAGUUACAGUCCUCGCCAAGUAGCAGUGCUGGACCCGAAACUCCUCAAACACCUGGAGCUCCGGCGCCUCUAGCACCGCACCUCGCGGCAGAACUGCACCCUGAUCUUCUGCAACAGGGAUGGCGCAAGUACUGGUCGAAACGUGAAAACAGGCCUUAUUUUUGGAACAAGCUCUCUGGGGAAUCUAUGUGGGAGUUGCCAGCUGUCAAGCGUGAUUUUGAUCCUAUAACUGAUCCACUUGGAAUAUGCCACACAGGUCCACCUAAUGCUGGGAAUAUGACUCCUGGAGCAACUAAACGUCGACCAUCUGAAGAUAAUGGGCCUCCUCCUAAGAAGUUUGUGUUAGCCGGCCCGUGGGAUAUAGAAGUCCCUACUAAUGUUGUUAUUUAUGAACGACCUCCAUCUAUUUGUCCUCACCCACACCCUGAAAUUGAAGGAUUCAGAUUCACAUUAGCAAAUAAACUCAGGCAAUGCUAUCAGGAGCUCUGUCAUACAAGAGAAGGUAUAGAUGCUCCUAAGGAUUCUUUUAAUCGGUGGUUAAUGGAAAGAAAAGUGAAUGAUCAAGGUGGUUCAGACCCCCUUCUGCCUAGUCAUUGCUUUCCAGAAAUAUCCCGGUCAAUGUAUGAAGAAAUUAUGAAUGAUAUUCCUAUCAAAUUGACACAUCCAAAAUUUACUGGGGAUGCUAGAAAACAGCUGUCACGGUAUGCUGAAGCAGCAAAGAAAAUGAUUGAGUCAAGAAAUGCCUCCCCAGAAAGUCGUAAAGUGGUCAAGUGGAAUGCAGAGGAUACAUUCCAGUGGUUACGACGCACUGUUGGAGCUACUUAUGAUGAUUUUCAGGACAGACUGGCUCACUUGAGGAAACAAUGUCAACCACAUUUAGCAGAGACGGUGAAGGCCUCAGUAGAAGGAAUUUGUUUAAAAAUAUACCACUUAUCAGCAGAGUAUGCUAGGAAAAUAAGAGAAAAACAUAGUGCCCUGUUGAAAGAGAAUGGAAUACAGGAAUUGGUGGCACCACUACAACAAGCGGCGUUGCGCAAAGUGUGGUGCUACCCAGUGCAGUUCGCGACGCCCGCGCCCCGUUCGCCGCUUGUGGAGCAUUUCCUUGACCGCGACCAGGCGCUACUGCGAUACCUUGGCGAAACGCAGAUGCUUAACGCUUCAUAUCUACAGAAAUUGGAGUGCCUGUACAGAUACAGCUGCUUUGACGACAAGAAAUUCGAGCAGUUCCUAUCCCGCGUUUGGUGCUUACUACGACGCUACGCGGCGUGGGUUGGCGGCGGCGCUGGUGGGGAGGCACACGUCACGCAGAUGGCGCUGCCCGUACCAGUACUCGACUGCCUGCACCGCUGUUUCGGCGUCACCUUUGAGUGUUUCGCUAGCCCACUCGACUGCUACUUCCGACAAUACUGUUCUGCGUUCGCUGAUACAGAUUCCUACUUCGGGUCACGGGGACCAUUUUUGGAGCUGCGACCAGUGUCAGGCUCAAUGGUCGCACACCCGCCGCACUGUGAAGAGCUGCUGGAAGCGUCUCUGAGGCACAUGGAGCGGCUCUUGCAGGACUCGGCCGAGCCUCUCAGCUUCGUAGUCGUGCUGCCAGAGUGGCCCGACCGCCAGACUCAUGCCUUGCACAAGCUGCAAGCCAGUCAUUUCAAGAGAAAACAGGUCGUCAUACCGGCCUUCGAACAUGAGUAUCGACACGGAUUCCAGCACGUUGUUCCAAAGAACGAGGUGUACUUCCGGUGGGGCGGCGGCACGGUGGUGGUGUGGCUGCAAAAUGCGGCCGGGUUCGCUCGCUGGGGACCCACAGACGAACGUGUGGAGGCGCUGUUGGACGCGUGGCGGCCGCGGUCCAAGCUGCGAUCACCCGUGCCACCGGCGCAUUCAGACGCAGAGCUCCCGCCGCAGGCGCCGCCACUCACCCCACAGCCCCAGUCGCAUGCGCCGCUACAGCAGCAGCCGCCACAUCCGCCCGCGCCACAGCCACAGCCACAACCGCAGCCGCUCGCUUCCACCGCGCCACCCGACAAGCGCUAGAGCGUUUCCCGACUUUUAUAUAAGACGCGAAAUCAUUGUCUGCCGUUUGAUAGGCUCGGUGGCAGAACGAAUUUAAGGCUUAAUUUUCUGCGACUGUGUUGGAUUUUAGGAGAAAAUUUAAUUCCAGAGAUAAUCGUAAGAAAUGAUCAGUGUUAAAUUUUGGUAUACAUUUGUAUAAAACUAUGUUGCGGUCGAUAUAGGUGAACAAAUCGCCUAAAUAGCGAAAGGACUGUACGAUCAGGUAUCGUCACAUCAGGAUGUUCCGAGUUAAAAAAAUUAUAUAAUUAUUGUAAUACAGACUUCUCUACAGAGUUCUAGAACACACUAGAAGUACUUAUAGCACAUUAUGUAUUAUUACUUUGUGUAUGACCCACUUUUGAUCUUUUUUAUGGAACCUAAAAUUCUAUUGUGUAAUUCUCAGGCAGAAUAAGAGGCCUUUUCUCCUAAUCAAGCUUUGAAAUAAUUUCCAGUUUUUUAUAUAUAGACCACGAAGUACAUUGUAAGAACUAUGGAGUUAUGUGACGUGAUCGUUGUGAUUGUGAAUCUGGAUCGAAUAUAAAGUCUUGGAGGGAUCUCGGGUUAUUUUACCUUCCGUGUUAAUUAGAACUUGUACAUAGGUGUGCGUGAUAUAUAUGUACAUAAACUUAUGAAAAAUUGGUUUACUAUAAUUAAUUACUUAUUUUUUAAGAAUUACUUUUCUGUUGUAUAGAUCGAUAUUA